AUGUAAUAAGUUAAUGUACCUUCACAAUAUCCAAAUAUACCUAUUGCAAAUCUAACUCCAACCAAUAAAACUAAUCCUUCUCAAUCUCCUCAUCAACGAAUACUCUUUUAAUCAUCAUCCCCUAUCUAAGAUAACAAAAGCUAUACACCUGUUAAACAAUUAGGCGAAUUGGAAUUACUCUAUUAGAAAAUCAAUUUGCUUCAAAAUGAAAAUAAAAUGCUUAAAGUUCAAUUGGAAAAUGCCAAUCUUAAAAUCCAAUAAUAAUCUACCAAAAUUAAUUCCUAUAAUAGUUAAGCAAUAUUCAAGACCACUACUUUCGAAUUAGUAGUACUAUAAAAAGCAUUAGAACAAUUAGAAUAGUUGAAAACAGCCUUACAGAAAAGAAAAACAAGUCCUCAUCAUAAUAAUUAAACUCUACCUACUGAGGAAUCAGCUGAAGUCAUUAGCGAAUUAAAGAGUAAAGUUACAUUCUUAGAAUAAAAGAAUAUUAAAUUAACAAAGGAGAAUUCAGAAUUAUAAGUAAACAAUUUAUUCUUUAUUUGUAGCAUAACAUUUUAUUCCCUGUCUAAUCUGAAACCAAAGAAUUUGCAAGAUAAGGUAGAAAACAAUUAUUUUCUGAUCCAAGUGAAAUCAGGAAAGUUAAUAGGAACAGUCCUAUUAGAUUUGUCAAUUCAAAAGGAAGUCCAAGUAAUCCAUAUAGAUCACCCAAGCAUAUAGAGUGA
Molecule: messenger RNA, 722 nt
Organism: Paramecium pentaurelia
Lineage: Eukaryota; Ciliophora; Oligohymenophorea; Peniculida; Parameciidae
Source: the annotation of a GenBank genome assembly